GCGAGGCAGAACGCUGACGGUAACCGGAGCUGUCUGUUCUCUCUCUCUGACCGAAUAACGGACAUUUCUCUCAGCUGCUUCUCUGCGCGUCUGUGUAUGUGUGUGUUUCUCUUCACACAGUGAGCAGCUCAGUCAGUCAAACACCAAAGACCAUGUCAGUGGCAGGACUGAAGAAACAGUUCCACAAAGCGACGCAGAAAGUGAGUGAGAAGGUUGGGGGAGCAGAAGGCACCAAGCUCGAUGAUGACUUCAAGGAAAUGGAGAAGAAAGUGGACACUACAGGCAGAGCAGUGCUGGACAUCAUGACCAAAACUACAGAAUAUUUACAGCCAAACCCAGCCUCCCGAGCAAAGUUAAGUAUGAUAAACACCAUGUCUAAGAUACGAGGGCAGGAGAAAGGGCCGGGCUACCCUCAGGCUGAGAGUGUGCUUGGAGACGCUAUGCAGAAAUUUGGCAGAGAACUCGGAGAGGAUUCCAGCUUUGGUUUGGCUCUGAUAGAUGUUGGUGAGACGAUGCAUGAACUUGGAGAGGUGAAGGACGCUCUGGACAUGGAGGUUAAACAGAACUUUAUUGACCCAUUGCAAAAUCUACAUGACAAAGACAUUAAAGAGAUACAGCACCACCUGAAGAAGAUGGAGGGACGGCGUCUGGACUUUGACUAUAAGAAGAAGCGUCAGGGCAAAGUGACAGACGAAGAGAUCAAACAGGCUCUGGAGAAGUUUGAUGAAUCAAAAGAGAUCGCUGAGCAAAGCAUGUUCAACCUGCUGGAAAGUGAUAUAGAGCAGGUGAGCCAGUUGGCUGCCCUGGUGAAAGCUCAGCUGGAUUAUCACAGACAGGCCACUGAUGUCCUCCAGCAGCUCUCCAGCAAGAUGGAGGAGAGGAUAAUGGAGGCCUCCAGUAAGCCGAGAAAAGAAUACAUUCCUAAACCACGCAUGGAGCUUCAGCUGCCCAGUGAAACGCACAAUGGAGGAAUACACACUGCUAAGUCACCUGCUCGCUCCCCAGCUCCUCUGGAUCAGCCAUGCUGUCGUGCUCUGUAUGACUUUGAGCCAGAGAAUGAGGGCGAGCUGGGCUUUAAGGAAGGCGACAUCAUCACACUGACCAAUCAGAUUGAUGAUAACUGGUAUGAGGGGAUGAUCCACGGCCAGUCGGGAUUCUUCCCCAUCAACUAUGUCGAUGUCCUGGUUCCUCUGCCUCAUUAGGCUCUACCACUUGCUAUGCUCCACCCACUUCAUCACCAUUUCUCCUAAUGAUGAUGAUGAUGAUGAUGAAGGGGUUACAGUAAAUUAUUAAUACACUAUAAAGUGUUUGUUUGCCCGUGCAGUGUUGCGAGUAGAGGCAGCUCAGGUGUGUCUGUGUGUAUGUGUGUGUGUAUGUGUGUGUGUGUGUGUGUGUGUGUGUGUGUGUGUGUGUGUGUGUUUGACCUGUAUAAAUGCUCCACUUAUCACACUAAUUAUAUCUCAGUAUUUCACACUUUCUCCACACGUUUAAUGUCAGUGAAAAAUAAUGUAUAAAUAUUAAUAAGCAUCUUGUCAUAUUCGUGCUUUAAGGCUCAGGUUCCAACCUUCUUCACCUUCACAUUACAUGAACUUUACUCUCAAGCUGUAAUGUACGCUGUGGCUUUGUUCAGUAAGUGAAGUUUAUUAGAUCAGAGUUUGAGAUCAUCCCUGAUGGUGUAAGGAAUAAAAAUGACAGGCCAUGAGCAGACACCUCAUUUUUAACAACCAAUCACAGGCUGGAUUGUGUGGUGUCUUUAUUCAAACCUCCACACGUUGGUUUGAGAGCAGGUUCACUCUGAUUGGUUCCCCAGAGAUCCAAUCAAAUCACACUCUGUUUAUGAGCUUUCAUUUCUCCUGAAUUCUUUUACUUGUAUGUUAUUUUUUUUGCACUUUAUACUGUUAGUGUGCUGUAGUGUUGCUAUAUUAAUUAAUUUAUUAAUUAAAUUGUAUUUAUUAUUUAGUUAUUUAUUGUUUGUUAUAUUCAUUCAACUCUUCUGUAGUUUUAGUUCAUGUGGAAGUGUAUGUGUGUGUGUGUGUGUGUGUGCGUGUGUGUGUGUGUGU
Tachysurus vachellii is the source of this 2060-nucleotide messenger RNA. It is a transcript of the gene sh3gl2b, whose product is annotated as SH3 domain containing GRB2 like 2b, endophilin A1. The transcript is spliced from 9 exons. Gene Ontology annotation, molecular function: protein binding. Lineage: Eukaryota; Metazoa; Chordata; Actinopteri; Siluriformes; Bagridae. Gene Ontology annotation, biological process: synaptic vesicle uncoating. Gene Ontology annotation, cellular component: glutamatergic synapse; presynapse; cytoplasm. Bases 153 to 1202 code for a protein of 349 amino acids. The record is from RefSeq and is a predicted model, not a curated record.